CCAGCCUGCCAAUAUCCAUUGCCAAAAACACCCAAAACCACCUCAACUGUCCCUACCCAAAUGGAUCCCAAUGCAGGUGUCCCCUUUUCCAAAAUCCCAGAAACACCCCUGAGCUCCGGCGGCCGGAAAAUGCCCGUGCUGGGGUUCGGCACGGCGUCUGACCCGCCGGUAGCGGCAGAAACCACCAAGCAGGCGGUGCUCCACGCGAUUGAGGUGGGUUACAGGCAUUUUGACACGGCGGCGCUUUACUAUACAGAAGAGCCCCUCGGUGAAGCCAUAGCAGAAGCUAUCAAUUUGGGUUUGAUUAAAUCGAGGGAAGAGAUUUUCAUUACUUCCAAGCUAUGGUGCAGCGAUUCUCAUCAGGAAUUUGUUUUGCCUGCACUUCGCAAGACUCUCAAAAAACUGAAGCUGGAAUACAUUGACCUGUAUCUCAUCCACUGGCCUGUGAGUUCAAAGCCAGGAAUAUACAAAUACCCAAUAAAGAAGGAAGACUUUCUUCCCAUGGACUAUAAGUCUGUGUGGUCUGCUAUGGAAGAGUGCCAGAGACUUGGCCUCACUAAAGCCAUUGGAGUGAGCAAUUUCUCUUGCAAGAAGCUAGCUGAUGUCCUUGCCACUGCCAUUAUUUCCCCAGCCGUCAAUCAAGUGGAAGUAAACCCUGUUUGGCAACAAAAGAAGCUGAUAGAGUUUUGCAAGGGGAAUGGGAUUCUUGUGGUAGCUUAUGCUGCUUUAGGCGCGGUUGGAACCUUUUAUGGCACCAACAGAGUUAUGGAAUCCGAUACGCUAAAGGAAAUCGCAAAGGCCAGAGGAAAGACCGUCGCACAGGUUUGUCUGAGAUGGGCAUAUGAGCAAGGGAUUGGCGUGGUGGUGAAGAGUUUUAACAAAGAAAGGAUGAAACAGAACCUAGAGAUAUUUAACUGGGCAUUGAGCAAGGAGGAAUCUCAGAAGAUUGGUGAGAUCCCACAGAGUAGAGCAUGUCUUGGUAAGGACUACACUUCAGUCUAUGGCCCUUUCAAGACCAUUGAGGAGGUUUGGGAUGGAGAACUCUGAUUGACUCGGAGUACAAGUUAGGACUCUCUGUUUUGUCGCAGGGAUGUUUCUACAAUAACACCUGCAUCAGUGCCAUUUUACCAUAAUAAUGUUGAAGAAAAUAGCUGCCAAAAGAGUGUGCGCUUGUCUUCAAGUGUGCAUGACACAGUGUUUAAAUAAGAGAUUCAUACAUAGGUGUGAUGUACUCCCAGAUGUAUGACAAGUAUAUUUUGAAAAAAAAAUGGAGAUCUCUAUAUAUAUAUAGUUCUUAACAACAAGAUAAAUUAUGUUCUCAAA
This is a messenger RNA of Rhododendron vialii, 1323 nucleotides long. RefSeq names its product non-functional NADPH-dependent codeinone reductase 2-like. Gene Ontology annotation, molecular function: aldose reductase (NADPH) activity. The record is from RefSeq and is a predicted model, not a curated record. Bases 61 to 1047 code for a protein of 328 amino acids. The transcript has 4 exons. Lineage: Eukaryota; Viridiplantae; Streptophyta; Magnoliopsida; Ericales; Ericaceae. Gene Ontology annotation, cellular component: cytosol.